Molecule: messenger RNA, 891 nt
Organism: Panthera uncia (snow leopard)
Lineage: Eukaryota; Metazoa; Chordata; Mammalia; Carnivora; Felidae
Product: transmembrane emp24 domain-containing protein 11
Exons: 5
Coding region: 163-822 (219 amino acids)
Biological process (GO): intracellular protein transport; Golgi organization; endoplasmic reticulum to Golgi vesicle-mediated transport
Cellular component (GO): endoplasmic reticulum; COPII-coated ER to Golgi transport vesicle; endoplasmic reticulum-Golgi intermediate compartment
Source: RefSeq, a predicted model, not a curated record
GCCAGGACUCCCCGCUGCUCAAUCGAUGUGCGGUGAGAAGCGUGAGGGGGCAGCCUGUCCCCGCCUUUGUCCCAUGUUCCAUCCCGCGGUGGUGACCUCCCUCCACCUCCGCCGGCCCCUGAACAAUGCUUCUCCACUGCCAUCUGGUGGCCUCCCAGGGGCAUGACACCCCCCCGCCUGCCCUCCUCCCACCUUGGGGGCCGCAGAUCGAGGCGAAGCCAACGGAAACCACUCCCACUCAUUCGGACAACUCAGGAGGCCGCCAGGAUCACUGGCGUCGUGACGCUGAGCCCCACUGGGACUUUCAGGAUCCAGCAAUGGGACACACGCAGACACGACUUCCUAGAGUCGGCUCCGGGUCUGGGAAUGUUUGUGACUGUUACAACCUACAAUGAUGAGGUGUUAUUGUCCAAGUUAUAUGGCCCACAGGGAACAUUCUAUUUUACUUCACAUUCACCUGGCGAACACAUCAUUUGCUUGGAAUCUAACUCUACAAGGCUUGUGUCAUUUGGAGGGAGUAAGCUGCGGAUUCACUUAGAGAUCCGAGUUGGACAACACGACCUUGAUGCAGCCGCUGCUCAAGCGAAGGACAAAGUUAAUGAAGUUAGCUUCAAGCUGGAACGUCUAAUUGAGCAAAUUGAGCAAAUAGUCAAAGAACAAAACUAUCAAAGGGACCGUGAAGAAAAUUUUCGAAUGACCAGCGAAGAUACAAACAGCAAUGUGUUAUGGUGGGCUUUUGCACAAACAUUAAUCUUCAUCGCAAUUGGAAUUUUCCAAAUGAAACACCUUAAAGACUUCUUUAUAGCUAAGAAACUUGUUUAAGAUGUUAACAAAGAAAACUACUUGCUAAUUUGCAUAAUGUUUGGUUAAUAAAUCAAUAUGUAUUCAUAA